This is a messenger RNA of Phacochoerus africanus (Common warthog), 793 nucleotides long. RefSeq names its product ribosomal protein S11 (gene RPS11). Gene Ontology annotation, cellular component: cytosolic small ribosomal subunit; ribosome. The coding region runs from base 270 to 746 and encodes 158 amino acids. The record is from RefSeq and is a predicted model, not a curated record. NCBI's taxonomy places the organism in Eukaryota, Metazoa, Chordata, Mammalia, Artiodactyla, Suidae. The transcript has 5 exons. Gene Ontology annotation, molecular function: structural constituent of ribosome. Gene Ontology annotation, biological process: translation.
UACGCCUGCGCGCAAAGAUGGCCUAAGAUUCUCGCGAUGUGGUGUCGGCUUCUUCCCGCCUCGCUGCCCUUCGUGGCCCGGUCAGCGUGCGUGUAGUCUCCGAAUAGCGUGCUUAGGUACGGCUGUCCGUCAAUCCAAGCCGCGCUAAGGCACCGCCCCAAGCCGUGUUAUCCCGCCCCCUCUUUCGUCACUUCCUCUCUGGCCCCUGUGCAGUCGAUAAGGAAACCCGGACGACGCCGCGGCUUUCUUUUUUUCUAGCGGCCGGGAAGAUGGCGGAUAUUCAGACCGAGCGUGCCUACCAAAAGCAGCCGACCAUCUUUCAAAAUAAGAAGAGGGUCCUGCUUGGCGAAACUGGCAAGGAGAAGCUCCCGCGAUACUACAAGAACAUCGGCCUGGGCUUCAAGACACCAAAGGAGGCCAUCGAGGGCACUUAUAUUGACAAGAAAUGCCCUUUUACUGGUAAUGUCUCCAUCCGAGGGCGGAUCCUGUCUGGCGUGGUGACCAAGAUGAAGAUGCAGCGGACCAUCGUCAUCCGCCGAGACUAUCUCCACUACAUCCGAAAGUACAACCGCUUCGAGAAGCGCCACAAGAACAUGUCCGUGCACCUCUCCCCCUGCUUCAGGGACGUCCAGAUCGGCGACAUUGUCACAGUGGGCGAGUGUCGGCCCCUGAGCAAGACCGUGCGCUUCAAUGUGCUCAAGGUCACCAAGGCUGCUGGCACCAAGAAGCAGUUCCAGAAGUUCUGAGACCGCACCCUGUCCACUGCCCUGAACCAAAUAAAGCUAUUUUCCCA